UAAAUCAUAUUUAAAAAGUAGUGAAAAUGAAGUAUACAAAUAAAUAUAAAUCCAGAAACUUUCUAGCACUGUUUACGAUUCUCUUCACCAUCUGUCAACAAUCCAAAGUAAUAAAUGCCGAUAAUGGAGUUGGAGUUGCUAUUCUAACAAGUAACGAUCAGAUUGUCACAUCAAGUACCUUAUUAUGGGUACAAAAUAAUCGUGGAAAUUUAACGUAUGCUGUAAUUGGAUCUGUUGAUAAAGUUGCUGAAUCCAACAAUGACGAAGACGCAGAACCAAAUGAUAAUGAAGCUACAAUCAAGUCCCGAAAUAUUUAUGUAUGUCGUGCUCGCAGUGAUGGAAUUUACAUACCUGGCAAAAUCGACCCAGAGAAUAAAGAGUGUGUAAUAUCAUUACAUGGACGUAUUCAUUCCAAAAAAGAAUAUCAUUUCUUGGAAAAUGUUGAAGAUCGUGCUCGUCUUUCCUGGCAAAAAUGGAAUAAAUUUACAAAUUUACCAAUCGGUACAGUGAUGGCGUACAGCCAAGUAGUAUCUUCUCGUUACUAUGUGGCUCGCGUAAAGAAACCUGAUGGUGAUGACGACGAAUAUUUCCUUGGAAAAUUAGAUCCAUCAGUUAAUUUUGGAAAAAUAUAUGCAAUCAACGACGCUAAUGAAGAAUUUUCAACAACAGAAGGUGAAAUUUUGGUAGAAACCGAACCAAUUAGCUAUGAAUUAACUAAAAUUCAAAUGACUAAAAAAAGUCGCAAAAUUAAGGUGACACCCAAAAUUUUAGCUGAAAAAGUUUUAAUCAAUGAUGAAGACGAUAGUCCUAUGCGUGUUCAAACUGUCUUAGAAUUUAAUCAUACGCAUAGAAUGUAUUGGGGUCAAGGUCAUGGUGUGUUAACUGGAUUGCCUGUUAAGAUUCGAUAUGCAAAUGGAACCGAUGGCGAAGAUAUUAUUUGGAGUGUCUCACAACAAAGUGUACGCAAUGUUUUCCAAACAGUGGCAUCGCCUGUUUUGUUGGAAAAAGGAACGGCAAUGAAUGUCACUCUACACGGUAAUGAUACAGACACUGAUACACAUUUUACAGCUCGAUUAAUUGCUCACUACGAGGAUGGUGUGAAACGAGAACGGUUAUUCAAAGGAAUUCGUACUGAAAUGACAAUGUUGGAUAUUACACCCGAAUUUGGACCAGUUUAUUACAUUCAUAACAAUAGUUUUGUACCAACAACCACGACUACGACAACUACAACGACAACAACUACCACCCCUUCCACUACAACUACAGAUGAACCAAAACCUAUACCAGAAUCGCCACCAGUUGAUGAUUCAACUCGCAAACCAACACGUAAAAAAGACACAGACAAUGAUCCUAUUAAGAAAGGAGAGAACAAUAGCAUGAUGGGUGAUGAAGCUUCUGCUUUACAAAAGAAAGAAGGUGGUAAUGAGAUUAAGCAAAGCGCUGUUGAACAUAAAAAUGCUGCUGGUAAUGCAGAUCGUUUACGAGGUGAACAAUCACUGUUGACAGGCAUCAUAGUAUUCGUUUCAAUUUUAAGUAUAUUAAGGCAUUAAGUUAUUCUCACUUCACUUUUUUUGGUACAUUCGCCCUGGUAUAUACCUAACCUAUAAAAAAUUAGUAGUCAGCUGAAAAUUUAGAUUCAAGUAGUUUUCGGUAUCUAGGAUAAAUAUGUGUACGAUUAUAAAGGCUGGAGAAAGAUCAAUGCUCCAGCAAAACACAAUUUAAUAAUGAUUUGCUCUUCUUGAACAUUGAUUUAACCCUGGCCUUUAUCCGUAGAAUAACGUGAAAAAUUGAAUAAUCGGAAUAUUCUUACAAAAAUCCACUAAAACUUCAACUUACUAACAAUUUUUUAGAGGUUAUAAUGAUAAUUAUCCGGAGCGAUUGCGCUACUUGAAAAACCAAAAAUAUUUAAUUUGUUUCUUAGAACAUUUUUGUUAAAAUACUUUUUUUUCACCUCUCAAAAAAAUAACAAAAAAUAUUUUAAUAAAACUCGUAAUGAACAAAAAUAAUUGAAGACAAUUUUUUGUGAUGAAAUAAAAAAUUAUGUUAUUAGCUUUGCUAUUCGGGCUGUGCCCUUAAUACUUCUAUUAUAAUUAUCUAUCAUUAAAAUAUUGCUUUUAUUAUUGAAGACAAAGAUGUGGGGCGAUGAUAAAUAAGGAUAAAUAUGUUGUGAAUGAAUGACUGUAUUAUGUGUGCGAGUGAGAUAUUAAUAAUGUGCAACAAAUGCAACGAGUAUUUAAAAAAAACAUAUGAAUGCUAGUGAUUUUGUAACAAAAAUAAUGAUGAACGUUUUUAAUAAAGAGGCUUGAAAUAUAUUUUCAUUUCAAAAGUAUUUUAAAGCUCAUUUUUUGUUAGAAAAAAAGGAAGUAUUCAAGUGUUACACAAGUUUUUCUUGGAUAUUCUCAAGUAUAUUUUUAAUCAAUAUCGAGUAGUUCAUUCAGAAGACUGUGAACAUAUAAAAAUAAUGAUUGAUCGAAUGCCAUUUUACUAAUGAUCUUGCAAAAUCUAUCAAUCAUGCCAUUUUUCUAAUGAUGUUGAAAAAUCAAUCAAAUACCAUUAGUAUCAGUAAUCAUGUUUAAUAUGCUCGUGUAUCGUGGAAAAGGCAAGUGUCCAAUUAAAAAAAAAUCAAAAAUGCUACCAGAAAAGUCAGAUUGCAAAACAAUUAAUAAUUCAUAAAUGUUGUUUCUCACCUCCGUGCAUUCUUUACUUUUGGCCCCUAGGUGUGUAAUAUAUUCUUUCAUUUCAAUUAGUCAGCGAUUACUGAUACUAAAUGUCGUCUGAAUGCAUUUGAACUAAAAUCCUAGGGUUUGAUUACAGUUUCAGUGGCAGCUAAAGUCAAGAGAUGGAUUUUAAUAAAUUUCGACGAAAUAUUGAUAUUAUGAUGAGAUUUUUCAUAAUUUCGACAUAACAACUCGUACAACUUUAGAAGUAUCAAAUCCUGGACUUCCAAGAAAUACACUAGUUAUACGGCAAAAACAAUUAAAUAUCAAUUUGAAUAUCUCAAUCAGUUUUAUAAAAAUUCAUUGCAUUAGAUGUUUACUAAAUUAAUUCCAACCAUUGUACAAAGUUUGUAAAAAAAGCACUUUAAAACUACUUAGGGUCAUACUUGAAUAAUUCAUUUAAAAAUUAAAAAAAGAAAAAAAGAUGAUAAAAAUAGUAUUGAAAAGGUUUUAGUUUGCCAUUACAGUUUACAAACAAACAAAAAUUAUAUGUGUAAAUUAAAAAACCUUGUAAGUUAAUAAAUUUACUCUUAUACGCAGUGUCGUAGAUUGUAAAUAA
This is a messenger RNA of Chrysoperla carnea, 3276 nucleotides long. RefSeq names its product protein unzipped (gene uzip). NCBI's taxonomy places the organism in Eukaryota, Metazoa, Arthropoda, Insecta, Neuroptera, Chrysopidae. Bases 27 to 1550 code for a protein of 507 amino acids. The transcript is spliced from 4 exons. The record is from RefSeq and is a predicted model, not a curated record.